Molecule: messenger RNA, 1684 nt
Organism: Bactrocera neohumeralis
Lineage: Eukaryota; Metazoa; Arthropoda; Insecta; Diptera; Tephritidae
Product: LETM1 domain-containing protein 1
Exons: 4
Coding region: 179-1420 (413 amino acids)
Biological process (GO): intracellular monoatomic cation homeostasis
Cellular component (GO): mitochondrial inner membrane
Molecular function (GO): ribosome binding
Source: RefSeq, a predicted model, not a curated record
UUUUUGUUUUGACAUUUUGCUGUUCACAUUACUCAAUAGGACGGUAUUUUUCAAGCAUUCAUAUUAAUUCUCUGAUUUUACUGGGUCAAAGUGCUUUAUCUAUUCAGUGGCGAGGCCACAGGUGAUAUCUUCCGCAUGAAUCCAUUCAAGUAGGACGAGGUUCAAUCAAAAUAAAGGGAUGACCCUUGCGCUACGCCUUUUGCGCCGACCGGCUUAUCUCUCCCAAAGUAGUUCAUUUACACUGCAGCGGCAACAGUAUGCCACCCCCCUAGCCAUAGUCAUACGGAAACGAAGUGGUGCAACGGAGAAACGCGCUGUCGAAAAGAAAUCACAACUCCCACCCAUCGUUCCACCUAAAAUAUAUCCAACAGAACCAAAGCAUGAAACAGCUAAAAGUGAUGACUCGGAUGAUGCACAGAGUUGGUCUAAAUGGCCACCACCCGCAAAGGAUGACAAAAAAUUAUCUUCCCAAAGGCUGUCAAGAGAAAACGUCGAAGGCUAUAUGUUUAAACAUUUUUUUGACUAUAUCAAAAACUAUGAAAAAUUGUUGGAGAAAAACUUUCCCUCAGCCAUGAAAUUAUAUCGCACUUAUGUUGACGGCGUAAUGGAUUUUUACAACGAUAUGAAAUCUUACCUAAAGGUAGCGCGCAUUGUGAAUAACUCACCAAUGGGACUGAAAGCGCUCAAUCGUAAAGAACUUGAGCUCUACAUGCAAAUGCCACGCGAUAUGAUGAAAGUUGCGCCUGCGUUAAUUGUCGUGGCACUGCCGCUGGUCGGUUACGUGGCGAUGCCGUUAAUUUUCGCGUAUCCACAGCUAUUCUUAUGUUCGCAUUUUUGGACCCUACAACAACGGGCAGAGUUCCAGCAAGCGAUAUUGCAAAGGCGGCUGAAAAAUAAUAAAUCUGUUUUCAGAAUUCUACAAUCGAAAUUAAAGGACGCCAAGAAACACGAAAGUCACCAAGAACUGCAACAAAUACUGGGCAUGUUGGGAAGCGGCUUUCAUCCCAGUGUCGAGUCAUUGCUCAGAGUCAAAGACAUUUUUGCGCAACCGCCAUACGAUCUGCUCUCUCUAAGUAGGAAACAAGUUAAAUUGUUGUGUCAACUGCAUGGGGUCCCAACGCCUUUGUUCAAACGUUAUCACCUUGCGGAGCAUGCGUUUCUGGUACAUAACAUGGAUUUAGCUAUUGUACGCGAAGGACAUGUUCAUAACAUGCAUCCGGAUGGUAUUAGACGUUCUUGCUAUAUACGUGGGCUCAAUCCCAGCAAUCUUAGCCAUGAAGAAAUGAUAGCAUGGCUACGUAAUUGGAUAAAAAUUUCCACAUCACUUGAAGAGCAACAUAUUAGCAUGUUCCUGUACCUGCCAGUGCUAUUAGGCUAUAACCAUCCAAAUAAUUGGCACUUAAUUUAUGACAAGAGUUAGAUGGUUAAAUAAAAGCGAACGAUCGUAAUUCAAGACGCACUUGAAGAUAAAGAAAAAAGAUUGAAAGGAAAGAACUACCACAUAUCGAAGUGCCAGGAAAGAAGCUUUCUUAUCAUUAUUUUAAGUUUAUUUUAUUGUUCAUAUACAUCAAAUGAUUCGUAUUUUGUUACGAAUUAUAUUAGUACAUAUAUUAGCUCCAUUUUUUUGUUAAAAAUUUAGUACCUCACCUUUUUUCAUAAUAAAUAUGAAUACUGCACUGUUUAA